Messenger RNA from Carcharodon carcharias (great white shark), 2453 nucleotides. RefSeq names its product serum/glucocorticoid regulated kinase 1 (gene sgk1). Lineage: Eukaryota; Metazoa; Chordata; Chondrichthyes; Lamniformes; Lamnidae. Bases 137 to 1438 code for a protein of 433 amino acids. The transcript is spliced from 13 exons. Gene Ontology annotation, molecular function: protein serine/threonine kinase activity; ATP binding. The record is from RefSeq and is a predicted model, not a curated record. Gene Ontology annotation, biological process: protein phosphorylation.
AUAUAUAGCCAACCGAGAGCGCGCUCCGUGCUUCUCACAAUCUGCAAUCUCUUGCUGGGCAAGGAUCGUGCAAGGACAAUACAGGGACUGUCAGACACAAACCUCCAAUUCCCAAUAAAGUGAUCAGCUUUUAACCAUGACUGUUAAAUCUAGCUCUUCGGGAUCUACUCUCUCUUACUCCAAAAUGAGAGGGAUGGUGGCCACGAUACUUACUGCUUUCAUGAAACAAAGGCGAAUGGGGCUAAACGAUCUCAUCCAGAAAAUAGCAGCCUCCCAGUCAUACGCCUGCAGACACUCAGAAGUCCCGGCCAUGUUUCACGUCAAUCCAACAGGCACUGAACCGAAUGGAGAGAGUGCGUCUCCUCCACCCAGCCCAACAACCGCACAGAUCAACCUCGGUCCUUCCUCUAACCCUCAGGCCAAGCCAAGUGACUUCAACUUUCUAAAGGUGAUUGGAAAGGGAAGCUUUGGAAAGGUCCUCCUUGCAAAACACAAAUCUGAUGACCAGUUCUACGCUGUAAAAGUCUUACAGAAAAAGGCCAUUUUGAAGAAGAAAGAGGAAAAGCACAUCAUGUCGGAGCGUAAUGUCCUGCUGAAGAAUGUGAAACACCCUUUCUUGGUGGGACUCUACUACUCAUUCCAGACAGCCGACAAACUCUACUUUGUCCUGGACUACAUAAAUGGAGGCGAGUUGUUUUAUCACCUCCAACGUGAGCGUUGCUUCCUAGAACCACGAGCUAGGUUUUAUGCUGCUGAGAUUGCCAGUGCUCUGGGCUACCUCCAUUCUCUUAACAUUGUUUACAGAGAUUUAAAGCCUGAGAAUAUUUUACUUGAUCGCCAAGGGCACAUUGUUCUGACUGAUUUUGGCCUAUGCAAAGAGAACAUUGAAUCAAAUAGCACAACAUGCACUUUCUGUGGCACACCUGAGUACUUGGCCCCUGAGGUUUUACACAAGCAGCCCUAUGACCGAACAGUUGACUGGUGGUGCCUGGGUGCAGUUCUUUAUGAGAUGUUGUAUGGAUUGCCGCCUUUCUAUAGCAGGAACACAGCUGAGAUGUACGAUAAUAUUCUGAAUAAGCCACUACAUUUGAAACCGAACAUCUCCAAUGCUGCCAGAGACCUGCUGGAGGGUUUACUGCAAAAAGACAGAACAAAACGCCUGGGUGCAAAGGAAGACUUUAUGGAUAUCAAGGUUCACAUCUUCUUUUCUCCAAUAAACUGGGUUGAUUUAAAUGCCAAGAAGCUAACACCUCCGUUUAACCCUAAUGUGAGUGGACCUUCUGACCUGCGACACUUUGAUCCAGAGUUCACAGAGGAGCCAGUUCCAAACUCAAUUGGCAGAUCACCUGAUAAUGCUCUGAUUACUGCCAGCGUUAAGGAAGCAUCUGAUGCUUUCCUGGGAUUCUCAUAUGCUCCACCGAUCGACUCCUUCCUGUAGUGAAUCAAUAAACUGAAUUUUCUCAUCGGGUUUACCUUAACUGAGCUCUAUGUUCGGUUUACCAAGAAAUGGGACUUAGCUGGAAGGAAACCUACACAUCUCAUUGGCCUUCUAUUCCAUUUCUGAGGUGAUGCUGAAAUGCUCGAGGAGCAUUUGUUGCUCGGUGGGUCUGGGAGAUGGCAGUGGCAGUACUGCACUGUUGCACACCGGAAGAAAGUCCAUUAAUCAAAGGGGCAGAGAAAGAACUUUCUGUUAUCCAUCCACCAUUUGAAGAUCUGUUAUUUAAACCUGACUUGAAAAGGAUGGUGAUUGUCUGAAGACUGUUAUUUCAGCUACAUGUGCCUUUUGCUGUCAGCAAGGUUGUGGGCAUUGGAUUGGUCAUGUUCAAGUGUUGUGUCACAACAUAUAGAAAUGUGAAUAAUGGUACAAGUGUGGUUUAAUCUUGGCCAUUGGACUUAAUGAUUGCUAUGUGGUUUAAACAUUGACUCAAGAUUUUGAUCGACACAGCAGGCACUAUACAAUGGGAUAUAUUCAUGAUGUCCAUGAGGUGAAAUGUCAUGAUACCAUCUCUAUAACUUAACCCACCCAUCCCAUAUACAAAUACACACACAUAUAAUUAAUCUCUGAAAUAGUUCACUACAAUAUGCUUGAAGCAUUGCUGCUAUAGGGUAGAACUAUAAAUUUUGUUUCUAGGACCAAAAUGCCUCAUUGUGGAGCCUGUCUUAAAAUUUCCAACUGGCUUCUAUGUGCUAGUAAUCCCAUAUGUAUAAAGUAACUUUGUUUUUGUUUCUAUUACAUUCCAAAUUUUAAUGGUCGUCUCAUUUCAGCUGUGCCUAUGUAAAGAAAUCUGUAUGUUGUGAUCUGUUGCUGCACUAGUUUUAAUAUGUAUAUUUAAGACAUUACCAGUAAUGUCAAUGUUUUUUCUGUAUAAUAGAUUGUAAUUUUAAUUUGUUUUGAAAUGUUCACAUUCCUGAACUAAGGUUGAGUUUGCAAUAAAUGUGAAAUAUUUUAAAAA